AUGUUAAAACAUAUUUCCAUGGGAAACGGGAUGAAUGGUAGUAAUUCUGGAGAAAGGACCAACCAUUCCGUAGACUCGUAUUCAUCAGAAAGAAAUUUAGAAGGAAGUCAUUUAGAUAGAACAUUUAUUGACAGAUCGCAAAAUUCAAAUCAUUUGGAUAGGAGCAAUCACGUGGUUUGUUCGAGUGGACCUUAUUUAAUUAACGGUCAUAUACCCGUGGGUGACGGUAUGGGGCCUAGAAUACCAAACGGACACAUACACACUCCACAAUCCUCGCAACCUUUGAACGUGAGCGCGCAAAGGAUAAAUCAUACUCAUGCACUCAGCACGUUAAGCACAUCCAAGCAUUCACUCGGGGGUGGAACGUCGAGUAGCGUGAGCCCCGUCGUCGGUACUCACAGCACUGGUAUCGGUCCUGCUCCGACCCUUAAGGUAGCCAACGGAGGUAUUAAUAUUUCACGUCCGACCAAUACGAGCCUAUCGAGGUCUCCAAACGGAAGUAUACUCCUUCCUUCGAACAUAACCAACUUCAUAUCCAAGAGUAAAGAGGCUGGAGUUAAGGAAAUGCUCACUUCGUUGGGUCUUUUAUGUUUAGUUUCCCUUUUAUUUGCACUUCUUUCGUUAAUAUUUCUAUUAAAGAUAACACCCGUGUCAUCGGGUGAAAUAAAAGACUUUUUAAGAACCGAACAACUGACAAUAAUAUCACCCGAAGAAUAUGUUAUAGUGUACGAAAUCACUCUCGCGUUGUGUUCUCUUACGUUAAGUUUGAAUUUGUGUUGUUUGCUCGUGUGUUCCGUACAAUUUCUCUUCGCUGUGAAAUUAGUCAAAGCCUCGGAAAAUGGAGAAAGAACUAAUAAAUAUUUACAAAAAAGCAAUACGACAAGAAUAUGUGCAGUGGGUGGUUUUUUUAUAUCGAUUCCAGUUUUUUUAACAGGAAUAAUAUUGUACACAUUUAUACAAUUUCAUUCGACGCCGGCAAUAAUAACAAGUUCUCUUAUCGGAGCUGGAAUCGUUUUUUGCGGUUGCGCCAUGGUACACAACGUCUUAAUCUGGCAAAUAGAAAAGACAAACGCGGUGAGAGCUUUGGCAAGACAAACGCAAUCCGCGAGAUUAGCAGCAACAUCCGGUAUGAAUUUAACGAGGACGACUCCAGAAGAAUUUUUAAACGGUGGACAAUUUUCCAAAAUAAAAGAUCAUCACAGCAUUCACAGUUCUGGAAUUCCACAAGCGACGAUGGAUCUCAGCGGAGUAGCACACGAAUUAUCAACUCUAGUUUAA
This is a messenger RNA of Pediculus humanus corporis (human body louse), 1278 nucleotides long. RefSeq lists its product as uncharacterized. Bases 1 to 1278 code for a protein of 425 amino acids. The record is from RefSeq and is a predicted model, not a curated record. The transcript is spliced from 3 exons. NCBI's taxonomy places the organism in Eukaryota, Metazoa, Arthropoda, Insecta, Psocodea, Pediculidae.